AUGGCCGAAUUGAAACUACGGCGUUUAAAUGAGCUCAACAUAAGGUUGAAGGAAGACUUAGAACGACCGCGAGUUAAAGUAUCUGAGGCUGCCAUGUCACUCAUCAACUAUUGCAAUAAUACGAGAGAUUUCAUGGUGCCUUCUGUGUGGGGUCAGAUUGACAAACGCGAAGACCCAUAUGCGCCCCAACAGUCAGGUGGAUGCUGUAUGAUCAUGUAA
Molecule: messenger RNA, 219 nt
Organism: Histoplasma mississippiense
Lineage: Eukaryota; Fungi; Ascomycota; Eurotiomycetes; Onygenales; Ajellomycetaceae
Exons: 3
Coding region: 1-219 (72 amino acids)
Biological process (GO): G protein-coupled receptor signaling pathway
Cellular component (GO): heterotrimeric G-protein complex
Molecular function (GO): G-protein beta-subunit binding
Source: RefSeq, a predicted model, not a curated record